Molecule: messenger RNA, 1035 nt
Organism: Trichoplax adhaerens
Lineage: Eukaryota; Metazoa; Placozoa; Uniplacotomia; Trichoplacea; Trichoplacidae
Exons: 4
Coding region: 1-1035 (344 amino acids)
Molecular function (GO): acyltransferase activity, transferring groups other than amino-acyl groups
Source: RefSeq, a predicted model, not a curated record
AUGAAUAUUAUUCACGCUACAACACUCAAUGACUUCAGUGAGAUCGUCUGUUUAUUCCAAGAAUUCAGGGAUUUCGCCAAUAUUGAUGGAUGCCGCUUGGAAAUGGCAGAGGAAAUUAAAGUUGAAUCUCUACCAGGGAUAUAUGCACCUCCUAAAGGAAGACUGUUCUUGGUUUCCGAUGAUGGGAACGCUGCGGGAUGUGUUGGACUGGCAGAAUUGGAACCUGGUAUUUGUGAAUUGAAGCAUCUAUAUGUACGAUCGAAAUUUCAAGGGAAAAAACUAGGAAGAAAAUUAGUUGAAACAGCUAUUCAGGAAGCACGAAGUAUUGGUUACACACAGAUGAGACUGAGUACUCGAGAAAUGUUGAAAGCAGCCAUAUCCCUUUACAAAUCGCUAGAGUUAGAAAGAGCUGAUUCGUUACCGAAAUCUCAUCAUUAUAGCGCAUGUGUUAACGCCUUUCUAAUUCGUCAUGAAUUCUAUGACAAUUGCCUAUCGAAAACCGCCGGCUAUAUCUCUUACGGUAGACCAAUUGCCGAUAUGCUACUGUUGCUGGCUCAAAUAGUAAAUUUACCUAGAGAUACAAGGGACAUAGCAGCAUUUGCGAUGAUCUCUAAACCAAUUUUCUAUAUUAUCGAUCUUCGAUUAACUUUGGAGACUGAUGACAAGAUGACUAACUUACGAAUAUUUCUUGAUAAAGUGGCAAGCAGAAAUAGACGACUGCUGUUGGUUUUACAUGAUGGGAACGCUGCAGGAUGUGUUGGACUGGCAGAAUUGAAACCUGGCGUGUGUGAAAUGAAGCAUCUAUAUGUAAGACCGAAAUUUCAAGGGAAAAAACUGGGAAGAAAACUAGUUGAAACAAUUAUUCAAGAAGCACAGAGCAUUGGUUACUCACGGAUGAGACUGGGCACUCUAGAAAUGUUAAAAGCAGCAAUGUCCAUUUAUAAAUCAUGCGGUUUUAAGGAAAUCCGCCGCUAUAUUUACCAAUACGAUCCGUGCAUUGAAAUAAUUGACUUAGAACUGGACUUAAUACAAUGA